CUUCCUCUUUUGUCUACCGAGGGAUCAUUAAUUCAUUAUUAUCAAGUCCCAAGAGUUUCCAAACCAUGGUUGGUCCAGCAAUGGUGACAGAAAAGAGGGUUGCAGCAACACGCUUAUCAAAAGAUGAGUUGAUUGCUUUCAUUCAAUCGAUCAUUUUGAAUGAACAACAAGAAGAAAUGGGGCCAUUUUACGUGCUAGAUUUGGGUGUUGUCAGGUCCCUCUUGGACGCAUGGACUCUUAACCUUCCCAUGGUUCAACCUUUCUAUGCUGUCAAGUGCAACCCCAACCCUGCUUUCCUCAAAGAAAUGGCAGCUUUGGGCACCAGCUUUGAUUGUGCAAGCCGUGCUGAGAUUCAAACCAUUUUGUCUCUUGGGGUUUCACCUGAUCGGAUCGUUUUCGCAAACACAUGCAAACCUGAGUCUCACAUCAAGUAUGCCGCUAAAGUUGGUGUUAACUUGGCUACUUUUGACUCAAAAUGUGAACUUGAGAAGAUUAAAAAAUGGCACCCAAAAUGUGCCCUGUUGAUGCGAAUCCAAGUCCCGGAAACCAGUGGUGCAGCAUUUCUGUUCGGUUUCAAAUUCGGUGCACUCCCUGAGGAAAUCGUUCCUCUUCUCCAAGCUGCUCAAGCUGCAGAGCUCAAUGUUGUUGGUGUCUCAUUCCACAUUGGUAGUAGAGCCAUUAACUACCAUGCAUUCGAAGAAGCAAUAUUAGCAGCUAAAACAACAUUUGAAACAGCAGCUCAACUUGGCCUUCCUAAAAUGCAUAUUCUAAACAUUGGUGGAGGUUUCACAUCCGGUCCAAAGUUUACUGAAGCAGCCUCAGCCGUGAAAGUUGCUCUGCAAAAGUAUUUUCCUAAUGGGCCUGCUACUGGCUUAAAAAUUAUGGCAGAACCUGGUCGUUUCUUUGCUAACGAGCCUUUCACAUUAGCAACAAGCAUUCUAGGGAAGCGAAUUAGGAAUGAGAUUAAAGAGUAUUGGAUUAACGAUGGGAUGUCGGGGUCUAUGAAUUAUUUGAAGUAUGACCAUGAUGAUGUGACUUGCACUCCUCUUGCCAACUAUGGCAGCAACGACGUUAUGACAUGCAAAGGACUUAAGACAUCCGAUUCCACAGUGUUUGGACCAACAUGUGAUCCGGAGGAUACGGUUUUGGAGGGUUACCCGCUGCCAGAUCUACAAGUUAAUGAUUGGCUGGUCUUCCACAACUUGGGCGCUUACACCUCUUCUCGUGGGAAUGAUUUCAAUGGGUUCAAAACAUCAGCCAUUCCAACUUACCUUGCGAACUUUGGUAAAAGUUGAUCCCUGCAGAAGAAAUGCAGAAGUUGUUUGGCUUUGCUAGCUCCUAUAUAUAAAUCACAAUGGUUGUCGUGUCUCGUUCAAUAAGUGAUCAGAUUAGCUUAUGUUGUUUGUUGUAGCAAAUGAGGUUGUUGUCUUCUUUUUCUCCUAUGAAAGUUUAAGACUGCUCCAUGAUUGUCUA
Theobroma cacao (cacao) is the source of this 1473-nucleotide messenger RNA. The record is from RefSeq and is a predicted model, not a curated record. Lineage: Eukaryota; Viridiplantae; Streptophyta; Magnoliopsida; Malvales; Malvaceae.